CGUGAAAUUCACCCGCCUAUUUGAUAUUUAGAAAUCAAACCAUCAAAUUAGAAAUAUAAAAUUUAAUUGAAAACAAAUAUUGAAAAGUAUGAGAUAGAUUUGUGGCGUAUGAGCAUCCGGACGAGCCAAAUGCGUGCGCUAAUUUUUUUUUUUCCUCUGCAUCAGCAGCUUGCACGACUAGGUAGACUAUAGCCGACGCGCGGAACAUUAUCCCGCUUCUUCCGGCUCUGAUUUUCUUCGUCCUGAUACGAGUUACCACCCGUUUCACGGAAGCCGAGAUUGCCAAAAAAGCCAAUAAGAGGUCCCUUUUCGAACCCAAUCUCCACUACAAGUCUCUCUCGGCCUCUCUCUUUCUCUCCAUUUGCGAAAUAUAAUCUGGGGCUAUACAAAAUCAGGGAGGAGAAGUUACUUCUUUUCGGAAAGAUGGAGAACUUCUCAAGGAUCACAGUUCUUGUUUUAAUACUCUGCUGCUUGGCACUAACUGAGGGAUCGGAGUAUCUGAAAUAUAAGGACCCUAAGCAGCCGCUGAAUGUUCGUAUAAAUGAUUUAUUGAGCAGAAUGACUCUUGCUGAGAAGAUAGGUCAGAUGUCACAAAUUGAGAGAGAAAAUGCCACAGCUGAGGUGAUAAAGAAGUACUUCAUAGGUAGUGUCUUGAGCGGGGGAGGCAGUGUUCCUUCUCCUCAGGCUUCUGUUGAAACUUGGGUGAAUAUGGUAAAUGAGAUGCAGAAGGGUGCUUUAUCGACCCGUCUAGGAAUUCCUAUCAUCUAUGGUAUUGAUGCUGUUCACGGUCACAACAAUGUGUACAAAGCUACUGUGUUCCCCCACAACAUUGGGCUUGGAGCUACAAGGGAUCCAACUAUUGUGAAGAAAAUUGGUGCUGCAACCGCUCUUGAAGUUAGAGCUACGGGCAUUCCUUAUGUCUUUGCUCCAUGUGUCGCGGUUUGUAGAGAUCCGAGAUGGGGCCGCUGCUAUGAAAGCUACAGUGAAGAUCCAAAGGUGGUAGAAGAAAUGACAGCUAUCAUCCCUGGCCUGCAAGGAGAAAUUCCAGCAAAUUCUCGGAAAGGAGUUCCUUUUGUAGCUGGACGGAAAAAGGUUGCUGCAUGUGCCAAGCAUUAUGUUGGUGAUGGUGGGACACAUAUGGGAAUCAACGAGAACAACACCAUCGUCAAUUUCCAUGGGCUGCUCAGCAUUCACAUGCCUCCGUACUAUGAUGCUAUUAUCAAAGGUGUCUCUACUGUUAUGGUCUCCUAUUCAAGUUGGAAUGGAGUAAAAAUGCAUGCGAACCAUUAUCUUGUGACUGAUUUCCUCAAAAACAAGCUCCGAUUCAGGGGCUUUGUAAUCUCAGAUUGGCAAGGAAUUGAUAGGAUCACGAGCCCUCCGCAUGCAAACUACUCUUAUUCGAUCCAGGCAGGAAUUCAUGCUGGCAUUGACAUGGUAAUGAUUCCUUAUGACUAUAUUGAGUUCAUUGAUGACCUGACCCUCCAAGUUGAGAACAAUAUCAUCCCUAUGAGCCGAAUCAAUGAUGCUGUAAGAAGAAUCCUCCGAGUCAAGUUCACAAUGGGCCUAUUUGAGAAUCCCUAUGCAGACCUUAGCUUAGCCAAUGAGCUCGGGAAGCCUGAGCACCGUGAGCUGGCAAGAGAAGCUGUUAGGAAAUCAUUGGUGCUGUUGAAAAAUGGGAAGUCUGCUGAUGAUCCAAUGCUGCCCCUUCCUAAGAAGGCGAAGAAGAUCCUUGUUGCGGGUACCCAUGCCGACAAUUUAGGAUAUCAGUGCGGAGGAUGGACAAUAACCUGGCAAGGACUUAGCGGGAACAAUCUCACCGCCGGAACCACGAUCCUCAAAGCCAUUAAAUCCACUGUUGAUGACGCCACCGAGGUUGUGUACUCCGAAAACCCUGACCAUGACUUUGUUGAGAGCAAUAAGUUUGAUUAUGCGAUUGUAGUGGUUGGCGAACACCCAUAUGCAGAGACAGCUGGCGACAAUCUAAACCUCACAAUUCCGGAUCCGGGUCCGAGCACGAUUAAGAAGGUCUGCAACAGUGUCAGAUGUGUUGUUGUCAUAAUCUCGGGCCGGCCUCUGGUGAUCAAGCCUUACAUGGGCAUGAUGGACGCGCUUGUGGCCGCAUGGCUACCGGGAACAGAAGGGCAAGGCGUGGCCGAUGUUCUAUUUGGCGACUAUGGCUUCUCUGGCAAGCUUUCUCGCACUUGGUUCAAGUCUGUGGAUCAGCUCCCAAUGAACGUUGGUGACCCGCAUUAUGACCCGCUCUUCCCAUUUGGAUUUGGGCUCACGACAAAACCGACAAAAGCUGAUUAGGAUUGGUAGGAGACAUUCAUGAUGACGACUCUCUUUAUUUUUGGUCAAUGGUAAAGAUUAUAUAUUUAUGAUUGGAUUGUACUCCUGUUUACUGGAGAAUUAGUGAGAAGGUCGUCAAUCAUAAACUAUUUUGUUAUCAUCUGGAGCAGAUAGAAUAAACUGAUCCUCCUUUCCUUCUA
This is a messenger RNA of Ananas comosus (pineapple), 2489 nucleotides long. RefSeq names its product beta-glucosidase BoGH3B-like. Gene Ontology annotation, biological process: glucan catabolic process. Gene Ontology annotation, molecular function: beta-glucosidase activity. Bases 424 to 2310 code for a protein of 628 amino acids. NCBI's taxonomy places the organism in Eukaryota, Viridiplantae, Streptophyta, Magnoliopsida, Poales, Bromeliaceae. The transcript has 10 exons. The record is from RefSeq and is a predicted model, not a curated record.